AUGCCCUCCACAUCGGCGGCGGCGGCUUCGGCUGUCGUCAGCCUGUUACGAGAAUAUCCCGGUGCCCCUCUACUGGCCCUUGGGCUAUUGCUGUGGGCGUACUCGACGCUGCUCGACCUCCUCUCCCUCAUGCCGUCCGUCAAAGAUAUUCUCACCUUCUGCGUGAUGUUGACCGCAAUCGGACUCUUCUUGUGGCUGAUGGUGAGCCUCACCAAGCCUACCAUUCCCUCGCAGCAUGACAGCGAGGCAAUGGACGACAUCUGGUCGUCUGAGGACCCCGGACCCGACUCGGCGACGGAACAUCACCAGCAAGAGGCGCGACGUCCACCGCAGGAUCAUCACCAACAGCAAAAGGAGGAGCACCCGCGUCAACAUCACCACCAGCGGCAGCAGGAGCAGCGCCCACAGGAGGCGUACCAGACUCACGGCGAAGAAGCGCUUCCCCGUCAGGAGCCAGCGCGCCCUAUUCCUCGUCAGGUAGAUUGGUACCCGCGACAUGCUCGAGACAUGGAGAACGAGUGCAAGACUGUGUCUGUUUGGUCUUCGCCAGGCGGUGAGACUUGCUCUCGACCAAAUCUUCCGCCUGUAAAACAUCCCAAGAUCGGCUACGUGGAUCUCGGCGGCGUAUACCAACCCGUUGAUGCUAAGCAGAAGGCGGAGUUUGACGCAGCCGAAGAAGCUAGACGACAGCCUGCACCACGCAGCACCGUUGCGCCCAAGGAGCAGAUCACUCCGUCUUGCGAAGAGCUCUCCAAAUCCGUGGCUGAGGGUCGACAGAGGAGAGUCGAAUGGGCCUGCAUUGCGAGGCUUCCAGCUUUUGUGCGCAAGGAUAGCUCCAGUCUGAAGCAUUGCUUUGGACGAUGUGCGGAUCUCUGUUACAUCAUACAGGAUCCCUACAAGAGCACCUUUUCUCCCGUCGGCAUCAACGUCAGCAAAGGUGAGUUGCUAGAAAUUCAGACCCCGUCGCUGAUCAAACUCGACAAAGCGGGGGUCUGUUCCACCGGCCCAGAUCAACUGAAGAUCGAGAAGAUCUGGAUCUCGGAGCUCCCUGCUCAGUUUCGGGACAGCGAAGGGCGCUUGAAGAACUGCUUGGGCAGACUCGGCGACUUCUUGUACGUGGUGCUCGACUCGGUGAUUGGGCGUACAUUACUCCAUGUCCAGAAUCUAUACUUCACUCCCUACCACUAUCCACUCCAGUGGUUGGAGCAAGUUUCCACUGCUGUUGCCCCUGCGGAGACCACGAAGGAAGAAAAGGUCGACCAGUCGCGUAGCGGCCAAACAGAUCAGCAGAGCCAGAUCCAGCUGUAUACGGCGGGUAACACGAAUACCCUUGGAUCGGCUAGCGGCCCUGCUGUCAGUGGUCAGAACGGCGCCAUGCUUGGAGGUGUUGUUGGAGGGAUUGGACCAGUGAUCAGUCAUAGCGGCCAAACAAAUCAGCAGAGCCAGAUCCAGCUGUACACGGCGGGUAACACGAAUACCCUUGGAUCGGCUAACGGCCCUGCUGUCAGUGGUCAGAACGGCGCCAUGCUUGGAGGUGUUGUUGGAGGAAUUGGACCAGUGAUCAGUCGUGGUCAGACUACCACCAGCAUCAACGGCGGCGCGAACGACAACACUGGCCAGAAUAAUUCUGGCUCGAGUAGUCAGACUGUCGGCUGCACCAACACCGGUACCAGCUUUGGAGGGAAUACUCGAGCCAAAUUUUCAGGCUACGGUGUCCCAUCUAUAAGCAUCGUCAACAAGCCUCUCAUCCUCAGCAGCAGAACUCAUGACCUGGACAUUGAGAUGACAGACGCGCCUCUUCCACAACCUCCACAGCAGCCUGCCCAAGCACCAGUUGCACCCGUUGGACAUGGCUCGUUGUUCCAGAAUGGCGGCUCCGGUCAGAGCACUGGAAAUUUCGGCGGUCUCUCGACACCUGCCAACAACGCUGGAGACGUGCACCCAUCCCCUGCGCCUGCGCCUGCGCCUGCGUCUGCGCCUGCACCGUCCUUUGGACUUUCUUUGCCAGGUCUUGGCGCGCCAGUAUCUGGUCCCUCUCCCAGCGCCUUUCCAGCAAUAUCAAGCAACGGAGCAAGCUCACAAGCUGCCUGGCCAUCCAAGGGCUUCGGAACAACAGGCAACCAGACGAGCUUCGGAGGUCAGAAGACUGACGGGCCCAUGCAGUUCAGCACUAUUGCAAAUACGUCUGGUCCAUCUGGAUUGUUCCCGCCAAAGACAUCCUCCUCUGCCAGCGCCACUGCGCCAAAUCAAUCGGCGAUGGGUGCUCCUCUGUUCUCAAGCUCGAGCAAAGGCACCUCUGGGGACUUGCCUGGGCCAUCUGCACUGUUUCCGCCGAAGACGUCCUCGUCCGCCAGCGCGACUGCGCCAAAUCAUUCCGCGACGGGUGCUUCUCUGUUCUCAAGCUCGAGCAAAGGCACCUCUGGAGACGUGCCUAGCCCAUUCUCGGCCGCUCAGCAGAAUGCAGUCAAGAAUCUGACUGCGUCGCUUGGUGCACAGACGAGCGCGAACAACAGCUUCUCUGCCACGACUUCUGCGUUUGGCAAAGACAACGGGCCUGCUGGUGGUGCAGUUCCGAAUGCCUCGCAGCCCUCGCAGUCUACUUCGACCAGCGCUCAGUCUUCUGUCGGCCAGCCAACAGCAGGACAGCCGCCCAUGAAGGCGACUCCGGCAUUUGGCACCUUUGGCCAGUCUACCAAUGGCUCCUCCACCCGUGAGGGCAACGGCAACGUGGUCGAUGCCACCUCCGGCAUGAUUUCCCAAGGUCCGAAAGGCAAGCGCCGUGCAAGUGCGUCCGAAGGCGCUUCAGAUUCGACGGAGGGCGUAACGUCUGCAUCCGGAUCCAACGGCACAGCACCAGCUCUUGGGACGCAGUCGACAGCAAAGAAAGCAAAGACAUCGGGCGUACCGGUCGGAUCUGACCCUCAUGGCCCAACAUCAGCUCCAGGACUAUCUCAGAAGAGUCCAGUGUCCAAUUUUGGCGGCGGUGCACUCUCCAAGGCAUCAUUCUUUGGAGCCCGCGAGCCUAGUGCAACAACGCCUUUGGGUGAAAGUGCUGAUCCAAUACCAGCUCCAGGACUAUCUCAGAAGAGUCCAGUAGUCGAUUUUGGCGGCGGUGCACUCUCCAAGGCAUCAUUCUUUGGAACCCGCGAGACUAGUGAAACGCCUUUGUUUGGAAGUACCGAUCCAUUUGCUCAGCUGGCAGAUGUUAAGCGGGCAGAUGCUAAGCGGGCGGAAGAUGCGAAGCGGGCGGCAGAUGUGAAGCAGGCGGCAGAGGCUAAGCAGGCGGCGGAUGCUAAGCGGGCGGAAGAUGCUAAGCAGGCGGCGGAUGCUAAGCAGGCGGCGGAUGCUAAGCGGGCGGAAGAUGCUAAGCAGGCGGCGGAUGCUAAGCGGGCGGCAGAUGCUAAGCUGGCGGCAGAUGCCAAGCAGGCGGCAGAUGCUAAGCAGGCGGCAGAUGCUAAGCUGGCGGCGGAUGCUAAGCAGGCGGCAGAUGCUAAGCUGGCGGCGGACGUUCAGCUGGCGACAUCCACUUCCCGCUCAGAAGCAGCUGGGUCGGCACCGCGGGACUUGGAAAGCUGCCAAAACGCGGACCAGAAGACUGAGUGGAUCCGCACCGAGCUGAUGGAGGCAUUCUCGCCGCUAUUCACAUUGGCGAAGCUCCGCCCGUUGAGCCAGUUGGCUACCGAUGACGAUCCCGGAUUCUCGCAGGUAUGCGGAAAUCUGGCAAAUGUUCUGCAGGAGAUUCUUGACCAGGGAGCCCCGUUAACGAAGGGCAAAGGCAGCGUGAGGAGGUGGGUAUGGAGACGGUUGCCGAAGUCAGCUGCUCAAGACGCUGGCAUGAAAGGCAAGAAGUAUGAUGAUAUGCGCCAUGUCGUCCAGACUCUUGCCUCCGACGUCACAAUCCACGUCAAAUCCCUCAGCAAGGCUCACGAUAGAUUCAAAGAUAUCGAGAGGGCUUGGAAGCUCGAGUAA
Lecanosticta acicola is the source of this 3969-nucleotide messenger RNA. NCBI's taxonomy places the organism in Eukaryota, Fungi, Ascomycota, Dothideomycetes, Mycosphaerellales, Mycosphaerellaceae. The record is from the annotation of a GenBank genome assembly.